AUGCAGCUCCAGUUCUACAACAUCAUCAACGAUGAGCUCCGCGGAAGCGAAGACACUCACACCGUGACCGAUCCCCGAACAGAAGAGGAGCUCUGGCCCUGCCCAAUCGCAACCGCCUCGGACUUUGAAGAUGCCGUCGCGGCCGCCUCCAAGGCAUUCCUCACCUGGUCACAAACCAGCCUCGCCGAGCGUCAAGCCUUGCUCGUGAAGCUGGCCGACAACAUCAAGGAGCACGGAGACGAGCUCGCAGCUGUUCUCGCCAGAGAGACCGGCAAAUCCGUAUGUGCUCAUCAUCCCGCUCACCUUGUCAAGUUUGAGCAGCAGCAGCAACAGCUUACCAAGACUUACCAGACCAUCCUCGCCAACAUCGACGUCCAAGCCGCCGUCGCCCAAUCCCUCUACUACUCCCAAAACGGCCUCUCGGACGAGAUCCAGCACGAGGACGACCACUCCAGAGUCAUCGCCACCCACAUCCCCAUCGGCACCGUCGGCGCCAUCUGCCCCUGGAACUUCCCCCUCAUCCUCUCCAACAUCAAGAUUGUCUCCUCCCUCGUGACGGGGAACUGCGUCAUCGUCAAACCCUCCCCCUUCACCCCUUACGCCGUCCUCAAGCACAUCGAACUAGCCAGGGGGAUCUUCCCCCCGGGCGUGCUGCAGGUGCUGAACGGGGGAGCGGAGCUGGGGGCGGCGAUGUGCUCCCACCCGGGGAUCCACAAGAUAUCCUUCACAGGACAGACGUCAACCGGGAAAAAAGUCAUGGCUGCUUGCGCAAAGACUUUGAAAAAGGUCACGCUUGAGCUGGCGGGAAACGAUGCUUGUAUUGUGCUUCCUGAUGCAGAUCUUGACAAGGCGGUGCCGAGCAUCGCUUCUGGGGGUUUCUUCAACGCAGGUCAGGUUUGUGUCGCGAGUAAGAGGAUCUACGUCCACGAGGGCAUUUAUGACGAGUUCCUGGAGAGGUUGGUGAGGGAGGUGGAGGAAAAGUAUCAGGUCCAGGAGGAUGGGACGGUGCCGAGCGUGUUUGGGCCGGUGGACAAUAAGUUGCAGUUUGAGAUUGUCAAGGGGAUUAUUGAGGACUGCAAGAGGAGGGGGUUUGACAUCAGGACGGGGGGGAAGACGGUUGAUGUGGCCGAGAGUGGGAAGGGGUUUUGGUUGGAGCCUACGAUUGUCAGUCGGCCGGAGGAGGGGAGCUUGCUGGUGCAGGAGGAGCAGUUCGGGCCGGUGUUGCCGAUUUUGGGGUGGAGUGAUGAGGAUGAUGUGGUGAGGAGGGCGAAUUUGGCGAAUGCUGGGUUGGGCGCGUCGGUUUAUUCGAGGGACUUGAAGGAGGCGGAGAGGGUUGCCAGGAGGUUGGAGGCGGGGAGUGUUUGGAUCAAUCAGAGUGAGAGGCCGAACUUUGCGGCUUAUUUCAGCGGGAUCAAGGAUUCUGGCUUUGGGGGGGAGAUGGGGAGACAGGGCUUGCUGAGUUAUGCUUACACCAAGUGUUUGCAUUUUACAAAGUGA
This is a messenger RNA of Podospora anserina S mat+, 1497 nucleotides long. RefSeq lists its product as uncharacterized. The coding region runs from base 1 to 1497 and encodes 498 amino acids. Lineage: Eukaryota; Fungi; Ascomycota; Sordariomycetes; Sordariales; Podosporaceae. The record is from RefSeq and is a predicted model, not a curated record. The transcript has a single exon. Gene Ontology annotation, molecular function: aldehyde dehydrogenase (NAD+) activity.